AUGCCACAUGGAGUACAUAAGUCAAAGAGACCAAGUGGACACCAGCAAAGGAAAGCAAAGGAGGCAAAAAUUAAAUCGAUAAAAACACUUGCUGGAUCCAUGCUUCAGUAUGUGAAAAGACCAGAAGAUGGGCAGGGUUCAUCAAAAGACCCUGCUUGUCAGUCUCCACUUCAUGAAGCUGAUUCUUCUGAUGCUUUUGCUAGCAUGCAUUCUGCAGAAGAGCAAGAAGUGGAAAUGACAGAAUCUGAUGCAGAAGUGCAAGAAAUGGAAAUGGCAGAAUCUGAAGCAGAAGAGAGUUCUGAGAGUGACUCUAGCCACAGUCAUUAUACUGGAAAGGAGAUGAGUACUAUUCAGGAGAAAGAUUUCCAAAUGUUAUCUGAUGUUUCUUUUUGGGAGAUGCCAGUUCAAGAUCAUGUUCGGGUUGAAAUAAUCAAACAGGGAAGUGCUUCUUUCCAGAACAAGGAGGGCCCUUUCAGUGUUGCAAAAAGGCAAGAUGCAAAAGCUACAACAAAGGGACAUGUGCGGCAACUUUCAAAAGAGUGGUUUUACAAGGUGAUGCCAAAUGGUGAAAAAAUUCUGCGGUCAUGGAUGGUUUACUCACCUGUCAUUGAGAAUUUAUAUUGUUUUUGCUGCCGACUGUUUGCCAUUUGUACUCUAGAUACAACAUCCAAAUUUGUAUCUGGGUUUCAGAAAUGGUGGAAGCUAAGCCCGAAAGUACAUAACCAUGAGACAUCCGAAGAACACCUAAACUGCCUUGAAAAAUGGAAAACCUUGGCAGCAGGACUUAGGCUGCACCAAACCAUUGAUGCUGGAGUUAUUACUGUGAUGGAGAUUGAGAAGAAAAAGUGGCGGGAUAUCUUACACAGAUUGCUUGACAUCACACUGUUUCUUGCCAAGCAGAACCUAGCAUUCCGUAGCCACAAGGAAGAUGAGUGCUCAUUCAAUAAAGGGAACUUUCUUGAGAUGGUUGAAAUGCUUUCCAAAUAUGAUUCAGUACUGAAAGAACACCUAAUUAGAUUGAAGCGGAGCACCAGUAAACUUAAAGUAUCGGUCUCAUAUCUUUCUCCACAAACUCAGAAUGAGUUUAUAAGAGUCCUGGCAAAUCACAUGAAGGAGAAGAUUGUCAUGGACAUAAAGUCUGCAAAGUACUUUGGAAUCAUGUUUGACAGCACACCUGACAUAUCACAUACUGACCAGAUGUCCGAAGUGAUCAGAUACGUGAACAUCAAGAAUAGGAAAGUGGAAGUAAAAGAAGCUUUUCUAGGAUUUUUCCCUUUAAAGGGGAAAAAAGCUUCUGAUCUCAGUUUGGAUAUCCUUAAAAAAUUAGAGAGUGAUGGACUGGACAUAAUGAUGUGUCGUGCUCAGGGUUAUGAUAACGCUGCUACUAUGGCUGGAAUUCAUGGAGGUGUACAAUCCAUAAUUAGGGAAAAAAACAAGAAAGCUAUUUUUAAUGGCUGUGUAGACCAUUCACUUAACUUGUGCGGUCAGCACUCUUUUGCUGAGAAUGCUUCAUGUGUGACAUUUUUUGGAACACUUCAGUCAAUGUUUUCUUUUUUUGCUGCUUCCACCCAUCGAUGGGAUGUGUUAAUUCACCAUACUGGAGUGUCAGUGAAAAGAUUAUCAACAACACGCUGGAGUGCUCAUCAUGCUGCAGUUAAGCCAGUCAAAGAAAAGUUUGAUUUGUUUGUGUCUGCGAUCGAAGCACUUUGUGAUACUUGUGAAAAUUUGGACACAAGAGGAGCAGCAGAAUGUCUACUGCCUGCUGUCUGUGAUUUUACAUUUUUGUGCUACCUAUACUUCUGGGGUCAUGUACUUCAAGAAGUUGAUGUUACACAACAGUACCUGCAGACCAAAGGCUUAAGUCUGGACAAGGUGGUGACAAAGCUAGAGUCACUAAGAAUUUUUCUGUUUGAAGAGCGCAGUCACCUAGUGGAACAUGCAAUUGAACAGGCACAUUUAAAAUGUAAAGAUCAUGGAAUUUCUGUAGAGAGAAGAGCCAGGUUUAAGAAGAGGAUGGCAGGGGAACAGGCACGUGAUGCUGGAGGCAUAAGUCUACAAGACGAGAACAAGAGGGCAAUGCUUGAGUGCAUUGAUCGCUUCCAUUCUGAACUCCAGAUCAGAUUAAGAGCCAUCAUGGAAGUUGCAGCCAUGUUUGAGGCUGUUCAAGCAAAGAGUCUCAUACUUGAAACUGAAGAAAAAUUAAAGGUGUCCAUUCCAAAACUGACCACUUUUUAUGACGAAAUAUCUGAGAGUGAGCUGUUAUCAGAAAUACCCAGACUGAGGAGACAUCUCAAAGCAGCCAAGAUCAACCUAGAAGAAGUCAAAGAUUGGUCAGCUUUACAAGUUUUGACCUUCAUAGCAGAAUGGGACUUUACUGAAUCUCUUCCAACCCUUUCACUAUGUCUAAAAAUAUUUCUGACAAUCUGUGUGUCUGUGGCUUCGUGUGAGAGGAGCUUUUCAAAGUUGAAGCUGAUAAAGAACUAUUUGCGUUCAACGAUGGGACAGGCAAGGCUUUCUGAUCUUGCAAUGUUAUCAGUUGAAAGUGAACUAGCGAAAUGUAUAGAUUUUGAUGAAGUCGUUCACAAUUUUGCAGCUGUCAAAGCUAGAAAAGCAAAGUUUUGA
Molecule: messenger RNA, 2622 nt
Organism: Rana temporaria (common frog)
Lineage: Eukaryota; Metazoa; Chordata; Amphibia; Anura; Ranidae
Product: zinc finger MYM-type protein 1-like
Exons: 1
Coding region: 1-2622 (873 amino acids)
Molecular function (GO): protein dimerization activity
Source: RefSeq, a predicted model, not a curated record